Pseudocercospora fijiensis CIRAD86 is the source of this 1136-nucleotide messenger RNA. RefSeq lists its product as uncharacterized. Gene Ontology annotation, molecular function: 2 iron, 2 sulfur cluster binding. The transcript has 2 exons. Lineage: Eukaryota; Fungi; Ascomycota; Dothideomycetes; Mycosphaerellales; Mycosphaerellaceae. Gene Ontology annotation, cellular component: mitochondrion. The record is from RefSeq and is a predicted model, not a curated record. Gene Ontology annotation, biological process: positive regulation of oxidoreductase activity; P450-containing electron transport chain. The coding region runs from base 1 to 459 and encodes 152 amino acids.
AUGAAAAGUCCGAGAAGAUGCGCAGCCGCAGAUUUAUAUGUUCGAUCCUUCACGACAUCCUCUGUGCUACAGCAUGGUGAUAUUACGCCACCCAAACCGGGAGAAGAGCGAAGGGUGACCUUCAUCGACAAGGAAGGUCAAGAGCACACAUUUGAAGUGGCAGAUGGCGACAAUCUGCUGGAUAUAGCGCAAGCCAACGAUCUCGAGAUGGAGGGUGCAUGCGGUGGAAGCUGCGCGUGCAGUACAUGUCAUGUUAUUGUUGCAGAAGAUGAGAUGUUUGAUAAGAUGGAAGAGCCUUCGGAUGACGAAAAUGACAUGCUCGAUCUGGCAUUCGGCUUGACGGAAACGUCACGCCUAGGCUGUCAGGUUGUUAUGAGCAAGGAAUUAGAUGGCCUGGUGGUGAAGCUGCCAUCUAUGACUCGAAAUCUCCAAGCUUCGGACUUCGCGGAGAAGAAGUAGAUGAGGCUGCUAAGCUCGUGGAGCUUCUUUUGCACAUAACAUAUCUUAACGCUGCUAACGACGUGUAUCGCAUAGAUGAGCGGCGCCCGCGGUCAAUUGCAUAGCGCGGAGUCGGAGGGGAACAUUAGUGCGUACUGUACCUCUAUUCUAUGCAGCUGCUGGUCGCUGCCAGACAGCCGAAUGAUCUCCAUUCAUCGAGCGCCAUGAUAUUCGAGCACCGUUCUUCCUCCAUGUGAGCCUGUGGAGUGAAGCGAUCCUGCGCCGGAGCUUCAGUUCAAGCGAGCACAGCUGCAACAUAAUACGGCGUAUUAUCGAAAAUCGAUGACAUCUGAAGAGCUGUAUGUCUCGUCCCUCCGAUUGUAACCACUGGAAUCGAAGCUGUUGUCAUCGUCCUAGCUCUGCGAUAUGAGGAUGCAGGAUUACUUGGCGGAUAAGGGUAGCUCGAUGUUGUCUGGAGAGCAGAUUGAGUCAAAGAAUGGAUCUGUUGGCAUGUUUGGCAGCGCAGCUGCCAAUCUAGACACCGCGGCCACCGCCCGCGAAAAUCCAAGUUGUCCGCCAAGACCGAAAUGAUUGGCUGAGAAAUUUCGCAGAAGUAAUAUGCAAUCAAAGAUUGAAGGGAAAUUUGACUUACCCCGGAUUUCAGCGUAGAACGUCAAUCGAAACAAAGAUUAAAGGGG